AUGAAUCACCGAUUUGCAUUCCUCCAAAAUCGGCCAUUAGAAAAACUACACAUCUACAACUUUUCAAGCCCAAAAAAUAAUUCAUCACUGCAAGAAUUUAUGCUGACGCAUAUUUCCUCACCUUUACUGUUUGCUUUUUCUCAAAAGCAACUCAGGAUAACUCCUUUCACUUUGGCGCGAAACGCCAUUUUGUCCCGAAGAAAUUAUUUUUUUUUUUUUUUUUUUGAUAAAAAUGAUAUUUUUAUUUGGAUAGUUUUGAUAUAA
Messenger RNA from Blepharisma stoltei, 264 nucleotides. The record is from the annotation of a GenBank genome assembly. Lineage: Eukaryota; Ciliophora; Heterotrichea; Heterotrichida; Blepharismidae.